Messenger RNA from Abrus precatorius (Indian licorice), 1150 nucleotides. RefSeq names its product probable xyloglucan endotransglucosylase/hydrolase protein 23. The record is from RefSeq and is a predicted model, not a curated record. NCBI's taxonomy places the organism in Eukaryota, Viridiplantae, Streptophyta, Magnoliopsida, Fabales, Fabaceae. Gene Ontology annotation, molecular function: xyloglucan:xyloglucosyl transferase activity; hydrolase activity, hydrolyzing O-glycosyl compounds. The coding region runs from base 92 to 934 and encodes 280 amino acids. Gene Ontology annotation, biological process: cell wall biogenesis; xyloglucan metabolic process. Gene Ontology annotation, cellular component: cell wall; apoplast. The transcript is spliced from 3 exons.
CCUCUAUUGGCAUCUUGUGUUCCUAUUUCUCUCUCUAAUAUAAUUGGUUGCUUUAUUCACAAACCAACCAAAUUAAAAGGGUUGUUUUGAAAUGAAAAUUAAGUUCCCUAUUGGGUUUAUUCUUCUUCUUGUAGCCACCUUUGUGGUGGCUGCCACCGCUGGUGACUUUUACAAAGACUUUGAGUUAACAUGGGGUGGUGACCGUGCCAAAAUCCUUGAAAAUGGACAGCUUCUUACUCUGUCCUUAGAUAAGGCUUCUGGCUCUGGGUUUCGUUCCAAAAACGAAUACUUGUUUGGAAAAAUUGACAUGCAGCUCAAGCUCGUGCCUGGUAACUCUGCUGGCACUGUCACAGCCUAUUAUUUAUCUUCCCUGGGUUCUACUCAUGAUGAAAUAGACUUUGAAUUUCUGGGUAACUUGAGUGGUGAUCCAUACAUUCUUCAUACGAACGUAUUCACACAAGGAAAGGGGAACAGAGAGCAACAGUUCUAUUUGUGGUUCGACCCCACUAGGAACUUCCACACAUAUUCCGUACAAUGGAAUCCUCAAAGCAUCAUAUUCUCUGUGGAUGGUACACCAAUAAGAGAGUUCAAGAAUUUGGAGUCAAAAGGGGUUCCAUUUCCAAAGAACCAAGCCAUGAGGAUAUACUCUAGUCUUUGGAAUGCUGAUGAGUGGGCCACAAGGGGUGGGCUUGUGAAAACAGAUUGGAGCAAAGCCCCAUUCACGGCCUCAUAUAGAAACUUCAAUGCUCAAGCAUGUGUUUGGACUUCUUCAGGCUCUUCAUGUCCUUCCAACAAUGCUCCUUCAGGCCAAUCACUGGACGCCACGGGGCAAGCCAAGAUUCGUUGGGUGCAAAAGAACUACAUGAUUUACAACUAUUGCACUGAUACCAAACGCUUCCCACAAGGCCUUCCUCCUGAAUGUUCCUCUCCAUGAAUGCAAAAACAUUACGUCUACUUGUCAAACCACACAGCAGCCAUAUGUCAUACGUUAAUUCCUGUUCUUUUGUUGUAUAAAUUGAUAAUUAUAACUAUCAUUGUCGAUUUAUGCUUCGUGUGCAUUAUUCCAUUGUUUGAUAUUCGUGUCAGUAUCUAUGCUUGUGCUGAAAUUGUAAAGAAUUUUCAUUAAUACAAGUUUAUGUACUUUUGUAAU